Molecule: messenger RNA, 1758 nt
Organism: Panonychus citri (citrus red mite)
Lineage: Eukaryota; Metazoa; Arthropoda; Arachnida; Trombidiformes; Tetranychidae
Exons: 2
Coding region: 1-1758 (585 amino acids)
Biological process (GO): DNA replication
Molecular function (GO): DNA binding; DNA-directed DNA polymerase activity; nucleotide binding
Source: RefSeq, a predicted model, not a curated record
AUGGACAGUAGAUCUUUUUCAACCGACUUUACAAUUAUUCCUCAAUCGAUGGAAAAGUAUAUCGGAUGGUUUGUUGGUGAUUUAGCCUUUCUCGACUCUUAUGCUUUUCUACCUGCUAGUCUGGAAACAUUAGCGAGAGAUCUGAGCGUAGAAGAGAAGCAACACUUUCUACGCCAAGAGUUUGCAAAUUGUGAUCUUACUAAUCUUCUUGACAAAGCUGCUUUACCCUAUGAAUAUUUAGAUUCGUUUGAAAAGUAUAAUGAGAAAAGAUUACCAGGUAUUGAAUCAUUUUAUUCAUCGUUAACAGACAAAGGUAUUACAAUUGAAAUGCAUGAGAGGUUAAAUCGUGUUUGGAGUCAGUUCAACUGUAAAACAUUGGGUGAUCUGAUCGAUAUUUAUCUAAGGCUGGAUGUGUACUUGUUAGCUGCAGUUUUUGAAAACUUUCGAGAAACAAGUUUGAACGACUUUGGUAUUGAUCCCCCGCAUUAUAUGUCAGUCCCUGGUUUAUCGUUUGCUUCAGCGAUCAAGAUGUUGAAAGUUUCCCUCAGAGUCUUUACUGAUCUCGAAAUGUACAUGAUGAUUGAAAAUGGAAUAAGAGGUGGCUUUACUACAGUCGCAAAAAGGUAUGCCAAAGCAAACAAUCGUUUUCUACAAUCAUAUGAUGGUGGUGAUGAAUCUUGGCUUCUUUAUUUAGACGUGAAUAACUUGUAUGGUAAAGCAAUGUGUGACGUUUUACCAUGCAGCGCCUAUUUUUGGGUUAGAAAUCGUGACUUGAAUUUCUACCUUUCCGUUGAAGAUAAUGCUGAAAUUGGUUAUAUUCUGGAAGUUGAUCUUGACUAUCCUGAAAUAUUACAUGAUAAACAUAACGAUUUUCCUCUCGCUCCUCAUAAGAUGACGAUCGAUGAUUCAAUGUUAAGUCCUACUGCUAAACAAAUACUUGAACAACUAGGACAAAAGUCAACAAAAACGGAAAAACUAGUGGCCACUUUUUUACCCAGAGAACGCAAUUAUGGGAAGCUGAUGGAAGAUAAAAGGAAAAGAGUUAAAGUUGAUCUGGUAACAUCUGAAGUAAUGGCUGCAAGAAGAACCAGGAAACAACUAUGUAAAAACAUGAGAAUCCUGUCGGAAGAUAAAGUGUUGUUUCAAAUGCUGCCGGAUAGUGUUUUACUUGACAAACCGAUCAUCGUCGGGUUCACUGUACUAGAGUUAGCAAAACUACAUGUUUACACCCUUUACUAUGACAGAUUCAAAUCAUUUUAUAAUGAUAAUAUCAAGCUGGUCUAUUCUGAUACGGAUUCACUUUUGAUUGAGAUAAAAACAAAUGACUUACCAAGUGAUAUGAAAUAUUUCUCAGAUAUAAUGGACUUUAGUGACCUACCGGUUGAUCACUACUUAUAUAGUGAUGUUAAUAAGAAAAAAAUUGGUUGUCUCAAAGACGAGAUGAGUGGUGAGGUGAUUGAUGAAGUUGUUGCACUUCGACCAAAACUUUAUGCAAUUAAAACUGAAAAUAAUGUCAAGAAGAGAGCAAAAGGUGUUCAAGGUGUGGUUGUUAAGAAUCAGUUAACUUUUGAUGAUUACAAACAAUCUCUUUUCAACGUUGAACUGGUGCGAAGAAUGAAUCGUCGUCUUGGUUCGGAAAAUCACAUAAUCCAUUUAUAUGAAAACGAAAAAAUUGCUCUUUCACCAUUUGAAGAUAAAAGGUAUCUUAUUGACUCUGUGAAUUCUCUUGCUUAUGGACAUUAUUCAAUUAAACAAUAA